GUUGGGGCAGUCUUGUGGCAGAGACUGGCUUUGAGACAGGUGGUCCGAGACCUGAUGUUGACCUGGGCAUAAGGAAGGCGGCAAAUAGCAAGCGGGAGGACAUUUUUUGUUAUCUGGGAAGCUGCUUACUAAUCUGCCUCCACCUACCUAGUAAAGUAGCCUAUGAUGUUAGACUCUGAAAAACAUAUACGUUUUACAUAGCACUGAGCCUGAGAAUGGUUAAAACGCAGUUUUCCAUUGUUUAGCUAGCUAAAUAACUGAUGGUGGAAAUGAACGGCUGAGAUAAGAUUCGUUGCAUUUAGUGGAAGCAUGGAAAUGAAAGGAAAGGUUAAGUGUUAAAGCUGCUGCUGAAGGGGGAAGCUGGCCAUGUCACGGGUUCCUUCCCCUCCUCCACCAGGGGACAUGUCUACUGGACCUGUGGCAGAGAGCUGGUGUUACACACAGGUAAAAGUAGUCAAGUUCUCCUACAUGUGGACCAUCAAUAACUUCAGUUUCUGUAGAGAGGAGAUGGGGGAGGUUUUAAAGAGUUCCACCUUCUCCUCUGGACCCAACGACAAGAUGAAAUGGUGUCUGAGAGUCAACCCAAAAGGGCUGGAUGAUGAAAGCAAAGAUUAUCUGUCGCUGUAUUUACUUCUUGUUAGUUGUCCAAAAAGUGAAGUCAGAGCAAAGUUCAAGUUUUCCUUAUUGAACACUAAAAGAGAAGAGACUAAAGCUAUGGAAAGCCAAAGAGCCUAUCGGUUUGUCCAGGGGAAGGACUGGGGCUUCAAAAAGUUUAUUAGAAGAGAUUUCCUGCUUGAUGAAGCCAAUGGGCUGUUACCUGAUGACAAACUCACCCUGUUUUGUGAGGUGAGUGUGGUGCAGGACUCGGUGAACAUCUCUGGCCAGUCCAACAUUAACAUGCUGAAGGUCCCAGAGUGCCAGCUGUCAGAUGACCUGGGGAACCUGUGGCAGUGUUCCCGCUUCACUGACUGUUCCCUCUAUGUGGGAGGGCAGGAGUUCAAGGCUCACAAAUCCAUCCUGGCAGCAAGAUCCCCCGUCUUUAACGCCAUGUUUGAACAUGAGAUGGAGGAGAGUAAAAAGAACCGUGUGGACAUCAGUGAUGUGGAGCCAGACGUGUUUAAGGAGAUGAUGGGAUUCAUCUACACAGGGAAAGCUCCCAACCUGGACAAGAUGGCCGACAACCUGCUGGCAGCUGCUGACAAAUAUGCCUUGGAGCGUUUAAAGGUGAUGUGUGAAGAGGCUCUGUGCAACAGCCUCUCUGUGGAGAACGUGGCUGAUACCCUCAUCCUGGCGGAUUUACACAGUGCCGAGCAGCUCAAAGCACAAGCCAUAGAUUUUAUCAACAGGUGCAGUGUCCUCCGACAGCUGGGCUGUAAAGAUGGGAAAAACUGGAAUAGCAAUCAUGCCACGGACAUAAUGGAGACGGCAGGCUGGAAGUCAAUGAUCCAGUCCCACCCUCACUUAGUGGCCGAGGCCUUCAGAGCCCUGGCAUCGGCACAGUGCCCGCCCUUCGGCCUGCCGCGGAAACGCCUAAAACAGUCCUGACUGCUACAGCCCUCUGAUCCAGACUGAUCCAGACUGAGAGCUGAGGCAGCCCUCUGAUCCAGACUGAUCCAGACUGAGAGCUGAGGCAGCCCUCUGAUCCAGACUGAGAGCUGAGGCAGCCCUCUGAUCCAGACUGAUCCAGACUGAGAGCUGAGGCAGCCCUCUGAUCCAGACUGAGAGCUGAGGCAGCCCUCUGAUCCAGACUGAGAGCUGAGGCAGCCCUCUGAUCCAGACUGAUCCAGACUGAGAGCUGAGGCAGCCCUCUGAUCCAGACUGAUCCAGACUGAGAGCUGAGGCAGCCCUCUGAUCCAGACUGAGAGCUGAGGCAGCCCUCUGAUCCAGACUGAUCCAGACUGAGAGCUGAGGCAGCCCUCUGAUCCAGACUGAGAGCUGAGGCAGCCCUCUGAUCCAGACUGAUCCAGACUGAGAGCUGAGGCAGCCCUCUGAUCCAGACUGAGAGCUGAGGCAGCCCUCUGAUCCAGACUGAGAGCUGAGGCAGCCCUCUGAUCCAGACUGAGAGCUGAGGCAGCCCUCUGAUCCAGACUGAGAGCUGAGGCAGCCCUCUGAUCCAGACUGAUCCAGACUGAGAGCUGAGGCAGCCCUCUGAUCCAGACUGAUCCAGACUGAGAGCUGAGGCAGCCCUCUGAUCCAGACUGAGAGCUGAGGCAGCCCUCUGAUCCAGACUGAGAGCUGAGGCACCAUGGAGAGACACAGGACUAUAAAGAAGAGAUUCCCCCCCCAGUCCCCUCAUAGAAACCAACAGGAUGCUACGGACAGUCUAUCUGAACAGGGCUGGGAGAAUGGGAGACUGACUCCAACUGCUAGAAAGUAACGUUUGGGUUUGGUCCUCAAGUUUUGUCUGCUAUUUUUCUGUAAUUUCAAAUGGCCUUAAUCUAUCUGCCAUUGGAGCUGAUCUACUGUGUUCUCCCUAUUUGACUCUGUACCUGCCCCCGUCCCACAGACCAGCCUGCCCUGUCCCACAGACCAGGCUGUCCCCGUCCCACAGACCAGGCUGCCCCCGUCCCACAGAC
Molecule: messenger RNA, 2576 nt
Organism: Salmo salar (Atlantic salmon)
Lineage: Eukaryota; Metazoa; Chordata; Actinopteri; Salmoniformes; Salmonidae
Product: speckle-type POZ protein-like A
Molecular function (GO): protein binding
Source: RefSeq, a predicted model, not a curated record